Molecule: messenger RNA, 16311 nt
Organism: Caenorhabditis auriculariae
Lineage: Eukaryota; Metazoa; Nematoda; Chromadorea; Rhabditida; Rhabditidae
Source: the annotation of a GenBank genome assembly
AUGCCGGAGCCGGGCAGCGUGCUCCUCGGCCUGUUCAUGAGUCUGCUCUCGGUGGUGACCGUCGUCGGCAACGUCGCCGUUCUUCUUUCCUACUACCUCGACAAGAACAUCCGCCAGCCCUCCAACUACUUCAUCUUUUCUCUCGCCGUAUCUGACUUGGUUAGUUUUUUUUCUCUCGCUCCAGUAAAUUUCAUUAACGGUAGUUGAAAACCUCGAAAAAGUUUAGCGGUGCGAUUUAGUAGAAAUUCAAUUGUUCUCUGAUUUUUUAAGCAACGGAUUAACGAAAAAAGUUGCAAAGGAUGAGAGGGAUAUAAUCCAAAUAAUAUUAUUUUCAAAUAAUCGUUUUUUUUCCUUUACUUUUUCUGUUUCUCCGUGGUUUAGUGUAAAUUUUAAAAAAAUAUGUGUUCAAAAACAUGAUAAUUGUGAAUGUUUGCAUCGUUUUCAUCCUUUAUUUAUCGUCAUCGUCCUUCUUUUUCUUCAAUUUUUUGGUUCCUUAAUCGCUUCAAUGAUAUCGAUUGAAGUUUUAUAGUAAUUUUUUAUCAUGAGCUAUCUUCGGUAGCUUUACACAUUCGUUUCAAAGGAAUUUUGGAUUUUACGAGGAUUGAAAAUGAUUUUUUUUUUUACAAUAGUCACUUUUUAAUGUGAAUUUUUUCAUCAAAAGUUAACAAAUUAAUUUUUCAUUGCAUAUACGUGCAGAAUGAGAAAUUCGUAUGCUGAAAAGAAAUCGAUUUCGAUCUACAGAGUACUGAAAAGAAACGGGAGCUCGUAAAUGGGCAAAGAUCUUGAGUGAAUCGCUUACUAGGGCAAUUAGACAAACAAGGGAGCUUUAAUUGUGUUUUGCCCCGUAGUUAUCCAGCAUGAGUUGGACAUAUUCCACCGCAUUCAUUCAUUCAUAUUUUCGGAAAAAAAAACAGUCAUGAAUCUGUUCAAGGGUUGUCCAAGUACGGCUUUUAAGAGGCGUUUGAGAGCCUUAUUCUUCUUCCUUUUCUGUUCAUUUUUUGGUCUCUUUCGCGAGAGCCUCGAGCUGCUGUUCUAGGGUUUGCAGUGGCUGGCGACGCCGACUGUGGCCGCCUCUGCCAAAAACAUGAAGACCAAGAAGGAAGGGUAUACGCACAAUUGCGCUUGAAGUGAACUCAGUAAGUGGGCCGCAUGCUCACAGGCACGUGCACAAUUUCGCAUGAAUUUCACGACAUCAUCUCAACUUUUUUUAAUGACCUCCAUAAAAAUGCGUGCGGCGAGCACACACUCUUUUCUUGGGUGGCGGGGUUUCUCAAUUUUGAUCUCAAACUGCACGUUUAGUCGGCUCGCGGCUAUCUGAAGCCGAUGUUUGAAGGUUCAGUGGGCUCUCGCGAGUGAGCUUGAUACAAUUGACCAAAUUUUUCAUUUUUUUUUUUCUGGAAUGGUUUCGGUUUCUACAGUACAGUACAUGGACUGGAUUUUAACGGAAUUUUUUGAUACUAAAUAAGAUUUUGAAAAGUAUUUCACGCGUUUGCCAAAUUGUAUAUUUGACUUUGACUAUACAUAUCAAUUCAAAUUGCGGAAAGGUGGAAAUCAAUUAGAAAAAGCUCUUAAUUUUAUGAUGCGAUCACACUUCGGAGCGGAUAUUUUCCUCUUGGUGAAACGGAUUAGUUUUCUUGGAAUUGUAGGAAUUUUCACAUGUUCAAAUAUUAGCCCGUCUUUGAAAAAUUUUUGAAGGGCGUCUUUUCAGAUAUCAAUUUCAAAAAUCUACAUACUCUCAUAGUGUGUGAGAUUAAUUUGAAAUUUUUUUUUAAAAUAAAGUGGCUUUUUCUACGUAAGUGACGAAAAAAUUCUGGUAACUCAAAACUUCUUUUUCUUUUCAACGCUUUCAGUGCGGGACGAAACUAAUUUGGAACUUUUGCCCGCUAAUGACGCUCAAAAGCGCGUUGAAUUAGUUUUUUUGUUUGUUUUCGACCUCACCUUUCGCUAGUCCCAAUCAUUUUUCCAGUGAAAUUAGUGUGAGACAAAUUUGAUAAGUUUUUCCAAGGGACGCUUCGCGUUACAAUUUGGAAAUCUGAUUUGUUUUACUGCUUUUUUAGCACUUACGAAGUCGAUAAAAUCUGACGAUUUUCAAAUAUUACGGAUCAGAACUUCCAUGUAGCAUUGGUGUCUCAUUUUUUUUUUGGUAUGAAACCUAUGUAGUGGAAAGUUGCGGCGUGAAAAGAACUUGGAGUGAAGGCAAACUCGAUUUUCCUGAUCCAUAAAUCCAAAAAUGUUGAACGAUAACUCUGGCACGGCCGGAGAGGUCUAUUUGCUCGCAGGAAACCUAAUUUCAGACUUUUGCCGCGGGAUGCGUUUAGCAGAGCCGUCGAGAGUAUGCGUCUUUCCAACAAGGUCCCUUUAAGUCCGCAUCUAUAUGUGCAGGGCUCUUGAACAAGAUGAGCAGCUCUUUUUAUUGUUUCCUGGGCGGGAUUGACUAGCUUUUUGGAUUUGGCCUGAGCGCCAAACUUGAAAGACAUAAAAAAAUCUUGAUUACCUAAUAUUAUUUUUUUGAGAUGUAGGGAAAAAAUUUGAAAAAUUUUUUUAAGACCGUUAUUGAAAUUAAUUUACACUUUUUUUGUUGAUAUUAAGUGUUAGACAAUUAUAAUUUGACGAAAAUUCGUUUGUUAACUUUUUUAUUUGCAAGGUAAAUUAUCAAUACUGUUCUUUUUAUUAAAAAAAAUAACAAUAAUGGUUAUCAAGUUAAAGGUCAGUUUGGACCUCAAAAUUUUCAUUUUUGUCUCAAACUUGAAUUUAUCAAUAACAUCAAUUAAGUCUAGGAGUUUAUGUGGAAUUUUGUUCCUGCUCAGAAUCAGAACUUUGUAUGGACUACUCACCAAAUGCUUUUGACACUUAUUAUAUUCGGAGCAACGGGCGUGGACGGAAGAAACUCUGCAAAGCGCAAUGCGCGCCUACAAUUUUGCUAAGCUUGAGUCAAAAUUCUUCAAAAACUAUUAGAAUAUGCUUUCAAUUGAUCUUGCCCUUGCAACAGACAAAUUUCUCAAAAUUUCAGAAAACGAAAGCUCGCUCAUUUGACGAGAUAGUAAGAAAGAAACGGUUAAUAUAGUACAAAUAAGAGACGAAAAUAUUGUGAAAAAAAUUUCGUGGUUUCAGUCAGUAUGUCCUAAAAAUAUAUUUCAAUUCAAUAUAUCAACGGUGUCUUGAAUAAUUUUCUAUUUUAUUUUUCAUUCUAUUAAAAGAAGAUAUUUUGAUGUUAGUAUGCUGUAAUUUUGGAGACUUCAGUUGAACUGAGUUGGUCCACAGAAAAGAGCUUUUGAAGAGAAACCGGUAGGCUGAGAAACAUCAAAGAACAAGUGGUUGAACAGAAGAGCAUUUAUCAUAAGCUUUCACACUUGGCAUCUCGAUCCCACGACCAGAGAGGAUGAGAAACGGCGCUUGAUAUAUCUGAAACUUGGUGAAAAAUUGCUUCUUAUUACUUAUGCGCCAGUAGACUGGCUGCGCAGAGUCUAGGUGCUUCGAGUGCGGCAGGACGUCAGAGGUUUCCCCUAACCGGAAAAUGAAUUUCGCGCCAGCCUCUGAACUUUUGCGCAUGUGGUCCGCAGGGUGUUCCCACCAGCCCCACAUGUUGUCUCCAACGGUCAGCGAAUGUUACAAUCCGAGGGGCGAGAAACACUUUUUUUAAAGUUUUUUUUCCCACACAAUACAACAAGGUAACUGGACUUGAGCCACGAUGCCGUCAAAAGCUUUGAUGGGAUGGUUUUGCGAUCUGCGAGCCCGUUCUUCUUCGUUCAGACGCAAGUGUACAGAAAGUUAGAAGCUUUUUAUAUUUUCCAACGACUGAAAAUCGUUUGGAAAUAUCGAAGACGGUGAUGGAAUCUUUAAAAAAAAAAGUUGAUAAUAUAUAUUUAAAAAAAUUAAGAGAUUAAAUAGAAGUCAAUCUAUCUUGGAAUUGCAAAAAAAUAUCUAGGUUUAUAAGCCAUCAAUUUGAUUUUCAUCGAAGAUAAACGUAAGAAGUUAGUAAGAUCGCAUCAUUUGUCUCACACCGGCCCUUUCCUUUAGACUUUCAGCAAUGUUUAGUUAAUUUUAACAGAAAGAAUUUCUAAAAUGUUAAUUUCAAGUUACUGUUGGUUUGAAAGUUUUCAAAGGUCCCUUUAUGUGGCCAACUGAAAACUGAUAUCUACUCAAGGAUUUUUUGUAGUUCUGAGUAUGGAUUUUUAUUAAGUUAUCGAAGAACUCGUUGUCGAAGAGAGAAUCCAAGUUCGUGCACACUUGUUCACGUGCGGCAGAAGCAUGAUUUUGGGGGAGAUGCAUACUGAGAUGAUUGGUUGCGUUUGGAACGCGUUUGCGUAGUCUCCGUCUUCCCCACUGAUUUCGCGUUUCUUCGGCGGCUUUGCUCCGACUGCGCAGAGGUCCUCCGCAUCUCCCUGGGGACUUCUCCGUAAUUGAUGCGGUUAUCUGCCUGUUGACGUCUUCGUCUUUGCCACGCCUGCGGAAGCAUCCUUUAAACUGCUCUUCUCAGCAAUUUUUACUCUUUUCGGCUACCAGCCGAAUUCGAAACGUUUACAGGGUUAUUAAAGGGAGUCGUCGGCUUUUAUGGAUAGUUUUCCCUUAGUAAAUUGAGAAGAAAGGCUGAGGAUGCUUUAGUCAGGGAUGAUAUAGCAAAACUUCAUUUAGGUUUUUCUUUUGUUGCAAAUAUCCAAUCUUGGCGGCUAUUACGACUGCAAGUCUUUGCAUUUGAUAAGCUUCAUCAAGAUCUCCGAACAGUCCAGCUUUUUAUGUUUAUUAUCUUUUCUCAGCGAUUAACUGGUUACAUGAGCGAAAAAUACGAUUUGUUUGAUCACAUAAUCGAAAGGGACAUCAAAAAAGAUUUCUGACGAUGAAUACCAAUUGUAGCAUUAAAUCCUGAACUUUGUUGAAAAUAAUCACAAAGGAGAAGUUUUUGUUUUGUUUUGUUUUUUAUCUUUUAUUGAAUUUGAAAAAUAUAUGCGGUCAGACGAGCCGGCAAAAAGUGCGCAGAAAAGAAGCUGAGGCAAGUCGUCGGCGAUGCUUCUAAUCCACGAGUGGCCGGGUGACAGAUGACUCGAGCUUUUUUUUUUCUUUACGCCGUCUCCAUCGGCUUCGUUCGUGGUCCGAGCGUUCGCAAUUGUUCCAAAAAUGUGAAUAAUCGCAGGGGUGAAAAUUAGCUUUACUGAAGACUAGCUUUCAACGAAAUAGCUUGUGUUAUAUGGAAGAUUAAGAAGAAGAGCUGAAAGCCACAUGGUUCACUAAUCUUCAAAAAAAAAACGGAAUGGAAUAGUGGUUUUCCAGUUCUAUCUCUUUCAUAUGAAAAAUUCUACAAGAAACUCUUUCGUGGUUAUUAUGAACAUUUAAAAAUCGUAAUUUAAAAAAACUUAAAAAGAAAAAAAUUUAAUGGUCCUGAUUAGGGGGCGCAAAGCCCCCGCCCCUUCACGCCACCAAAAUGACGAUUUUUUUGUUGCAAAAAAACGGUUUUUGAGGCGUUUAUACUAGCUAAAGUUCAACUUUAAAAAAAUAAACUGUUUCUGUUAAUCUAUGUAAUCGACAACGCUCUACAAGACUGAAAAAAACUUUUUAAACUAUGUAUUUUUUUCAAAAAAAUCAGCGAAAAAAAGUAAGAUUUAACACGAAAAAAACUGACAAGUUUCACAAAAAUCGUCGCGUUUCUGAAAACCAAGUGAGGAACGCUUCCGAAUUUUUGAGUAUGUUAUACAUUAACACUUUCUUCAUUUUUUUGAAUGAAAAAUUUAAAAAAAUCUAACGACGCGAAAAAAAUCGAAGCUUGUAAAGUGACACCAAACUUUGAAGCUGAAAUGCGAAAAAAAUUUUUCAGCGACAUGGUAUACUUUUUUUAUUUGAUUUAAAAAAACUCACAAUGUGCUCACAAACAGAAAAUUCAAAAAUGAAAAAUAAUUAUUGGGACAGCGAAUCAAAUUAUAUUUGAAUUUUACCAAAACCUCCUUUUUUUCGCCUGCCUCGUUGACGCAUGAGAGAAUAGGAUCGCGUCUAUAUUUUUUUGAUUAUGUUAUUAAGCGUUCAAAAACUCUAUCAAUGGAAAAAAAUUAUGAAAAAAAUCAAACGACGCGAAAAAAAUAACGGCUUUGAAAAACCUCGAAAAAAAUGGCAAUUUUUUUGAAAUUUUUGGAAGAAUUCGUGCAAGCGUUCGUAGCUGUGUUUGCGUCAAACACACCGAUACGCCAUUUUUAAAUGUCGCAGGAGCCGUUUUUUUCGGAGUCAAAUUGCACAUUUUUCCUGUUUUAUUUCGAAAUAACAUUAUUUUUUUCAUUUUUUUCUUUUUUUCCAAACCAAAUGAUAAUAAUUUUUUUCUGAUUAGAAAAAAAGAAAAAAAUAAGGUGAAAAACUCCUUCUGACCUUUUUUUCUAAUUAGUUUUUUUGAUAUUUUAUCAAAAAAAUUCUUAUGAGGAUUGUACAAAAGAUUCAUACCAAAACAUGAAGCUCAAUUCUGACAACCUUUCAGAACAGAAAACCGAUUCGAAAAACGGUUCAGAAACGCGCAAAAAAACAUUUAAAAAGAAAGCGUGCGGCAGCGGGUAAACCGUGAGAUUUUGCCUCCAGUUGAACGCCGCGCGCGCUAGUUUUUUGGCCAUAACUUUUUUUUCUUAGUGGAGCUUUUUUUCUAAAAACUGAACGGAUUAUGAAAAUGGACAGUCUCCUCUAUCGAACAAAGUAAAAAACAUAUUUUUUGGAUCGUUUUGAAGAAAUGGCUUGCGGACCCUAGUCCUGAUGACUGAAGAGGUAUUUGUCCUGAAAAUCGGAUAGUCACAGGAGGACGAUUUCCCCGACGGAUUUGACUUUAAAAAUGUGUAGCCAGUCUUGAAAGGCAAGGAAAAAAGAAAUGAAUGAAAAUAUUGCAGUUGAUUGGAUUGGAAGGCAUCCCGGUGUACACGGCUCUGUAUCUCAACGACCAGCAGUGGCGAUGGGGCGCUUUUCUCUGCGAUCUCUGGCUCUCCAUUGACUAUAUUGUCUGUCUUGCUUCCAUAUACACCGUUCUCGGCAUCACCGUCGACAGGUUAAUCUCAAAUAUUGUCUCGAAAAAUGAUAAAUUACAUUUAUUUGAUAGCAGCAAGCUGAAAGCUUUCGUUGACAAGCCUCAGACGAGUUUUUGAUUGAUGAAAUAGAGAACAGCUAUUCUAAACAUCGAACUGAAAAUCUCUUUUUUAUUUUUAUUUUUUUUCCAAAGCAAAUGGUUGCGAGAAAAUAUCAGUUAAGGUACUGUUCCGUGAAAAGACCCGCAGCAUACCGGAAUUGGAGGACUCACGGUCGAGUCGUUCUCAUCAUCAUCUUUGUUUGGCUCGUCAGUUUACUUAUUCUUUCAAACAAGUUUUUAAUUUCAAAAAGUUAUAAAAAAAGUUGGAUGCUUUUCCUUAUGUUUAACUUUCAUGAAAAACCAGUGUACAUAAUUGUGAUUUAUAAAUUUAUUUUUUUGUUUCUCCACUAAUGAACUCAAUUCAUGAAGAUUUGAAUUGGAAUUUAUCAACAUUUCCGUGCAGGACCCUAAAAACUAAUAAAGACGUGUGUUACUUUUUGAAAACCAAAAUUUUUUUAAUUUAAUGAAAAAAACAUCAUUCAAACGAAAUAGUUCAUUUUUGAACUCUGCUCUGAAAGAGAACCACUUUUCCAAGGAAAAAAAAGUCAAGUUUUCAUCUUCGGGGAAGAAUGUUUUCCUUUUGCACCAUCGCGCAUUUUGAAGGCAAUCGGCGGGAAAAGUUUGACGAGACCACUAUGAAAACGGCGGGAGUAAUUAUUUGAAUUGGUUCGUUCUUUUCGCCGACGAAACACACAUUGAACGUUGAAAAUGCGCUAAAUACGCGUCUUGAUGAGCCAAAACUUCAAUGAAAAUAAUUCCGAUGCUAGAGUUUUGCGUCUUUUUUGGACAUCAUCAUCAUCAUGAAAGACGCAUUUUUUUUUCAAAGUAGGCAAUAGUUUGACAAAAUUUAAAUUAAGUUUUUUUUUCACUUUUUCGAAUAGGAGAUAAGCCUGUUAAGUUGUACUAUUGCAGAUAUUCUCCAGAGAAAAAAAUUACUGCUUCCGGAAACUUUUGUUCUCGUUGACUUUUUUUCCAUACAUUCAGCGUCGAUAAAUUUCAUUUUCUUCAAAUUUGUCUUCCUAGCUCAAUUUUUGAACGGUUCAAAGUCGCAAAAACUUUAUUUCAGAUUCCCAGCAUUCUAUUCUCCGUAUCAAUCUUCGGCUAUGGAACUUUCACCGGUGAGAUUCAAAUUGCUUUCUAGAGGUUAUUUUCAUGAUCAUGUGAUUCAAAGCAAGAACGGUUUUGGACAUGAUCAGGACAUCUUGAAACGUGAGAUUUGGACAGGUACGGGCCGGAUACUUGAGGAGCAGGAGUGCUACGUGCAAUUCAUGACCAACCCCUACCUCAACAUGGGAAUGUACAUCUCCUACUACUGGACUACCUUGUUCGUCAUGCUCUACCUUUAUUGGGGGAUAUAUCGAGCGGCGAAAAAACUCGCCCUAAAAAGCGACCAGGUUCUUUUUUUUUUGCAUAGAGCUUUCGCAAGGAAGGCCAUUUCUUUUUGAGUUUGAGAACCCAUAGAAAUUGGACCAGAUUACUCCUCGAUAUACCAGAUGAAGGUCCUAAGUCUGAACCUUCAAAACUUCCGAUUUCAAGUAAAUAGAACCUGAAAAUUCAGAAAUUAACCGUUCUAUAGAUUUUUGAUGAGUUUCUUCGACUUUGAGUUGUCUUUUCAUGAAAAGUAGGGUUUGUGCAAAUUGAGAUUCUGAGAACUCUUCUCUGGUACUUCAGGAAGUAUUUUGGCCGUUUCCAGGAAUAUCCUAAUCAAAAGAUAAAAUGACCUCCCAUAAGAUUAAGGGAAUGAAUUUUUUCCACAGAUUUUUGUUGCAUCUUCGAUUGCCCUUCAAAGAGGUUAUUCGGAACCAAAAAAGUAAUCUUUCUCAAUUAGAUUCGCCAAGUUCCUUUUUUUUCUCAAAACAUCGUACUUUGAAAAAAUCGUGCAAUAAACACAAUGGAUUAAUAUUUCUAUCUAGAACCGUGUCACGACUCAGUACACAUUUCUUAUAGAUUUUUUUUUUGUUGAAAUAGUUUAAGUGAUAAGCUAAACAUUUGCGUUUAAAACUUGGAGAUUGAUAAUAGCCUAGUUUUGAUUUUGCCUAAUUAUAAGUUAUCACUGUUGAUAUAACAGUGGGCGCGCCGUAGCGCAACAGGUUGUGUGCCUGCCUACGGUCCACAGGGUCACAAGUUCGAUCCCCGCCCCGACCCAACCAAGGGCUUUAAGAAAUGUUGGUAGUUGGAAACCACGACUUCAUAAUCCCCAGCCGUCACACACAAGGACGAAUAUGUCACUGGAGCCAGUCCACUGAUAUCAGGAUAGGACCUCGGCUAAUCGACUUGGGGCGCCGACGCCGCUCAAGCGGUAUAAAGCCGUAAGAAGAAGAAGAAGACUGUUGAUAUAACAGUAGUUGGUUAGUAAGGUGGAUUAUUUUAUAAAUUUUGGGAUUUUUCAAAAAUCUUCUCAAUCAAAAUUAGAAGGUUCAGAUGAUAUUUUCUCAUAGUUUCCAUUUGCACGCGUUUUUUUUUGGGUUUUAAACCAAGAAAAAAGUUGUUGUUGCAGAAAACAAAGCGACUGGCUCUUCUGACGGAAAUGCGCAAGCCAGAGUUGAGCGUUCGGACCAGCGACGCCGGAAACAGCAGCUCAGACUCGCCCAACGACACUUCCAACAGUAGCAAGUAAGAUUAUUUUUCUCUCGAUACUCAAUCAUUCAAUCAUUCUUCGUUUCAGUCCUAGAUUACUGAACUAGGCGGUGAGCAAGAACUUUUAAACUCAAUCGAACAAGAACCUUGACGGAACUAGAAGGCUAAACGUGUAGUUGAUCAAAUCGAACGCAUACUCUCACGAUUUUCCGCCAUGUUCUUCUGCGCGUAGUUCAUCCAGCGGCUCAGAAUGAAGAAGAUGUUGUAGUUGGAGCCCGAAAACCAUGCUCUGAGUGGAAGACUCGAAAGGAGAGUGACCUAUUCGAGUGAAGAUUUUUCACUGUGAGGUUAUUUUUUGAAAAUUAGACGAAUCCAACUGUUUUCGGAGUGUCUCGGACAUCUAGUCUAGAACAUCGACGCAUGCAUAUUUCUGACGAAAGGCGUUGUUAACAAGAUUUGGACUCCUCAAAAAGAAACCAACGAUUCACCCCAUCGCCGCUUGGGAAAUCUGCGGAAAAAAUAACGCAAGAGAAAAAUUCGAUGUUUCGAAUCUCAGAGCGCCUCUAGAGUUGCAAAUCGAUCCCACAUGAAGUGCUGAAAACUGGGAUCAAAUAGAUGGAUUUUUUAGAAUGUUUUUUUUUUGUUUGAGGCCACUUAAUGGGACUCCGUAACGAUUUUUCAAUAAUCUAUUAAAGCCCUGGACCUCUUGACUCUUCAGAAAGCAGCAUAAUUUUGUAAUGGUUUCGACGAACCAUUCUUUUCGGUUUUAUUUUGUCCCCGCAAGACUUUCGCGCCUUCAAAACCCAGCACAGAUUUUUCAUUCCAUUUAUGCGGGUAAACUGUCUCGGAUAUCAUUUAAUUUCCAACUCUUUCCAAACGCGAAGAAAUCCAAUUUUCACACAAACGCGCACACACACACGCGGACACACACUCUCGUACAAUUAUGCAAAUGUGAAACGAAAAUUUUCUUUUUUUGAAAUUCGACGCUCCUUUCCAAAAGUGCGCCACUCAAGUUUGCAUCUCCUUUUGCAUGAAUGGUUAAGGAAAAUUUCUCGAAUUUCCGAAGAGCCUAGGGAUUUCGUGAUACUUUUUUUUAUUCCAGUUCAGUGUAGUUCAAAAAAAAAGGCAAAACUCAAAUCGUAUCGAUUUCUAUUGUCUUUUCGUCAUUCGAAUACGCUCGUUUAACAUCAUUUGAAUAAACAGAAUCAAUUGCGUCCAAUGAAAACUUGAGCCUAAGUCAGUUUUCGCCAACUUGUUUGUGGCUCCAUUUUAUACGGUUCAAUGAAUGAUAGGAAAUAAAACAACUGUUUUUAAUUUUAUUUCGCUCUGGUUUGAAAAGGUUUUUUCAAUAGCCUAGAAAAAAAAGAAACGCAGAGAAAAAAAGCACUACCAAAGCGGGUUUUUUUAGUCUAAGGGUUGGAGUUUUAUGUAAAUAACUCAUGAUAAGUUUUACUUUGCAGUUUUCGGAAUUAUUAUACAUUUUUGAGGUUUCGAACUUCCUAAACUCAUUUUACACUGAACAAAGGUUCGCAGACAAUAAUACAAAACUUUGAAAGUUCAUAAAUCUAAAAAUAAAAGUUUGCCCGGAUAACGACUAGGACUCUCCAUGUAGACUAUAAGACAGUGUUUGAGCAAAUUUCUCAAAAAAAAAAAAAAACUAAACACUGAGAUGAGCUCUCUUUUUAGGCUUGCUGCAAAAUAAAUUGCAGCAAGAUGGUAGAUAAACUUGAAUCAAACCAACUCAGCCUAAACCCAAAUGGCCCAGAACAAGUCUGCGCCUAACAUGCGUAGACAUUGUGGAUAUCUCAAAAGUCGAAUUGCAGAUGUUUUCGUGUAGCACAGACGACGACGACGACGGGUCACACGCCGGUUGAGCCGCCCGCAACGAGCAACGCCGUUUUCCGCAAUCACAUGACCUUCCACAACAACUGUGUCGAUCAUACACGUCACCUUGCAAAUUACAGGUCUUAGAACGAGAAACGAGAACAAACUAUGAGAGCCAUCAAAGUCUGUCAAAAUGAGCCAUUCUCGGACUUGGAGCUCUUCUUUCAGGAAAGCUGGGAUUUUUGCAAGUUAUAACUAUCAGAAACUUUAUCUCAUAAUCAAUCAAUCAAUAUUUAUUGGUUGUUUUAGUCAGAUGGAAUAGAGUAGGCGGUGAAAAAAUUGCUCUUUUGAGCGGUACUAACACCGCCUUUGGCGAAAUAGAAGUCAAAACGUGUAGUUGAUUGAAUUGAAAACAUAGUCUCACCGUCCUUCGCCUCGUUCUUCAACAAGUAGAUCCCUCAGUUUCGCGGGUACGGGCACGGCGGUGAUGGUGGGGCUCGGGCACGGAAGCCGUACACACUCUAGGGCAGCCUCGGCCGAUUGAGAGAGCUACCACUUCGAGUGAAGAAAAUACACUGAAUAACCAAAAAGUGUUCUGCCCGUUUUCAAGUAAAUACUAACUCGCGAAGUUAAAUUAUUUUCUUUUGUCUGAUGUUUUCCAGAGUUCAACAAAAAGAAGUUACUACCGACUUUCGCCUUGGAGCCUCGUUCUGGUCUGACAUGUAGUUUUAGGUGCAACGCACUGUAAUUUAAUGCAUUACGUUCAGUACUCUGAGCAUGGUCAAAGCGAGAAUUGGAAGUUUUUAAGACGCGAUGAAAAAGUUUCAGACAGAAUAUCAGCAAAAAAAGAUUAUUGGUCGAUUUAUCUCGUAACGAAUUUUUCACCUGUAUUCCUUCAAGACUUAGCUGUUUUUAAUUUGUACUCCAUGUUCUUAUUUCUUUCUCUUUAUUUAAAUUGUAGAUCGCAGUGAUCUCGAUGUGGUUCACACUGAUCUGCGAAUAAAUCAUCAUCAAUCAAUAUCAAUAUUUAUUCGUUGUUUUUGUCAGAAUAACUUUUAAUCAUUUAUCAAUUCUUUCGCAUUAGUUGCGCUUUAACUAGUAGCAAAAAGCUACACUCCCUACUGGCAGGUUUUGCAGCAACCCGACGUACGUGACGUCGGAAGAGAAGCCGCCGACGCCUUCGCCCUCGAGCGCCAGCGAAGUCGAGUACGCGUUUGGACUCCAGGAACCGUCCUCAGUCAUCGAGAGGGAGAGCACUGCUCCUUGUUGUUCGCCAGAGCCUUCGCACACUUCCGAACCUGACCUUGACCUCGCUCUUCCUCCGCUUCAUCGUACCUUCAAGUUUGUUCUUUUGAAAAAAAUACAGUUUAGGAAAAAAAAAGAAGUUAUAGUGAAGGAUAUUUUGAAAAAAGAAGGUGAAUUCUUUCUGAGCUCGUCGGGUGAAGAAUAAGUCAACAUGUUAAUUCCUUCUCAUUUGCAAACAUUUUUUACGAAAUCCCAUCUAACAUCAACUUUUAAGAAGUAAAAAGAAAAGUUCUUAACUUAAAGGCAUAGGGGCAGUAAAAAACAGUGUUUCAGUUCAAAGCAGUACUUUGUAGAGAUUUUCUUUGCGAAUCGAACGGUGAGCUAAAAAACUUACCGAACUUCCUAGUUUUGUAGAAAAAAUAAUUCAAAGUCGGAGAGAGGAAAGUUUGAGUUCCCGCAAAAAGGGCGCUUUGCAGUAAAGUUGCUCUAUGGACAACACGCUUCGCCAUCUUCCGGAUUUUCGCUUUUUUCUUCGUUUCUUUCAAUUUUCAAUUUUUUCUGUUCUCACCAAAGUUCUUUUCGUCACAAAAGCUUUCUAUUCAUGUAUAAUUUGCAAACUUUGAUUGCAAAAAAGCUUUUCUGGUGAAAAAUGAUGAUUUUACACAGGUUUCGAUGGGGAUAGCAAUAUUUUGUGUUUUCUUUAUUAUCGGUGUGUGUUUUUUGUUUUCUUAAUCAAUUUUUCAGAAAAGAAACCCUUAAUUUGAAGCAGAUAUCCGGUUAUUUCUCACAAAAUGCGAGUCUAAUGAGACGUCCGCAACAUCGCGUGCACGGCUACUGUAAACAUUUGUCCGUAGGCCGAUCCAAAGCUUUUUUCAAAAUUAAAGGCGGGAAAGUAAAAUCGCGUUUUUCUUCUAAAGUUGUCACACCUGUAAUUUUUUUGAGUACACCAUUCGAUUCGCAAAGAAAAACUAUAUAAAAUACUGCUUUCACCUGGAACCCCAUUUUUUACUGCCCAUAUGCCUUUAAACAAAAAUGAGAUUUGAAAAGAGGCCCUUGAAAAGGUAAUUCAGGGUAAGUCAUUUUCGCGCGCCUUUAGGAAUGAAAAUUGAAAUAUUUUUUUAUGCCUUUGACAGUUCCUGUUGAACUUUGUCCAGCUUGAUAAGAAUAAAGUUCAAAUUGAUUCAUGAAAAAAGCAACACAGCGACAGAGCGUUGUUUACUGCAAAAAAAAAUAAAAGGUUUAUUAAUAUUCAAUAAAGAGGAAAUGAAAGUUUUUGAAAAUCUUGCGCUUCUGUAGUUUUUAUACUGCGACGCAUAAUUAUAGACCCACCUAAUUUCUCCGAUUUUUAAGAAAGAUUGAAAAAAACUUUCAGCCACCAAACUUUUUUUGUGAUAAACCUUGUUGAUAAGGAACAUAAUCAUAUCAUAAUUAUCAAUCACCCAGUUGAAUAAUUUUUCAAGAUACGAGAAAGUCUGAUUUUUGACCGACGCAGAAUUAUAGACCCACUAUAAGUAAUCAACAAAAAUUCUUUUUCACAAAGUCAACAAAGUAUAACAAAAAAUUAAUUAAUUAUGUGUGAUGCCUCCUUGUUCCUGAGCGACUUCGAAAAUCCUGUUCGGCAUGCUGCCAACGAGUGAUUGCAGCAGAGACUUGUCCAAACCAUCCCACUCGGCACGAAUCGCUCUUUUCAGAUCGUUGACCGUUGUAUACUGCUUGGCAUUCGCGUAGACCCUUCGUACAAGGACUGACCAUAAAUUCUCUACAGGGUUGAGGUCAAGACUGCACGCGGGCGAGUCCAGAAGAACCACGUUAUUGGCCGCAAAUCAAGCCAAUGUGGAGUUGCUCGCGUGAACAGAUGCAUUGUCUUGUUGGUAAAUCAUAUUGGCACGUCGUCGGCGACGGAGAUAGGGCAGGAGAUGCUGGGCAAGCAGUUGCUGGUAGUCUUGCAAAUUCGUUCUGGUCCCAAUAAAAAAAAAGAGCUACCGUCCCUUUGCCGCAGAAAGCCGCCCAGACCAUGAGGCUGCCGCCGCCGAAGUUUCUCUUGGAGAAGUACAUCGGAUCUUUCCUCAAAUCUCUCUAGUAGUGAGCGUGGGUCUAUAAUUAUGCGUCGCAGUGUAUAUCCGACUAACAGCUUCUUGAUUUUCGUUGAACAACUGGAAAUUUGGUUUUGAGCGCGCGCAAAAUGCGCCUUGAAGUAAAUUUUGGGAGUCCUAUCAUUGAAUGCGCCGAAAACAAAAAUUAAUCAAAAUAAGAUUUGAAAGUACUCAUAAUCAUUUCUUUUUCAAUACGAGUGAUAAUAAAGUUCAAGCCUCUGUGAAAAUUAUGUAGGUUCGUUCGACGUUAUUCCACUGGUGAACUCUGGGUUCCAGUAUGGCUGAAAAAGUAAUUGAGAGGUUCAGACCAGAGCUGUCGUUCCCUUUCAUCGACUCGGACAGUCUCUGCUCGCUUGUCGGACACGAUGACUUGCGACGAACUGCUUCAUCUCGAAGCAAGGAGAUCUCCGAGCCGCAGCUAGACGUCAAGGAGACGAUCGAGGAGGUUCCCUUUGAAGCGACCCGCGACGAGGUUCUGCAUAUCCCCAACGGCGUUUCGGAUAUCGUUGUAGCGGUAGGUAACUUUUUUUUCUCGCUAGAAACAAUUAUCUUUCAGCCUUCCACAUCUAUCGAAAUACAGGCUGUUGUGGAACUUGAAAAGGGAACGAAGGACGGGUUGAACAGCGAAAAUGAAGUCAAGGUGGAGAUUCUUGUCGAUUGUAUCAAAAUGGAAUUCCGAUUAUUCAGGUGCCGCUGAUCGCCGUGAGCAGAGUGGAGAGUGUGAAGACGACGACCCAGGGGAAAGUUCGGAGACUUUUGACGGUCAUGCGUAGCAGAAGCGUCCGGAGAAAGAAUACGCGCAGCAAAAAGGUCUCAAAAUUGGAAUCAUAAGGCUGUAAAACGUUGAAAGAAAAACAUUUUUUCGAGUAUGGCGGCAGAAAAAUAAUUCACUGUGUUAGGUUCACCGCGGAACUAGUCCUCUUUCAAAAGUUUUUUUUUCAGAAUAUUUUCCACGCUUUGAUUCCAUUUAGCCGGAAAAAGGUAAAAUUAAAUUUUUCCAAUGUUCAAAUUAAUCUUUCUGCUUAUUUUUCUCUCAUUCCGUCUAAUUUUCACUGAGGCAAUGCUUCAUUUAAAAAAAAAGUCUUUUUUCUCUUCUGAUUGCUGCGUUCUUGGCGUCUUUGUGCUUUGAGUUGUGGCCCUCCCGGAAAAUGGUUCAAUUCCUUGUGCUCCUACAAAACCAUUUUUAUCCUCAUGAGUUUGUUGCAGGAGUACAAGUCGCGGUCGGAGAAUCGGGCCCGGAAGGCUCUGCGGACCAUCACCUUUAUCCUCGGCUCCUUCAUCAUCCUCUGGACGCCGUUCUACGUGCUGGCCACCAUCUACGGCUUUUGUGAUUCGUGCAAAUCCUCGUCUUCCUUCAACUCGCUCUACACGAUCAGCUACUAUCUUUGCUACAUGAACUCCCCUCUCAAUCCUUUCUGCUAUGCAAUGGCCAACCAACAGUUCAAAAAAACGCUCACUCGUAUUUUCAAAGGCGACUUUCGCAGAGUCUAG